AUGGAGGAUGAAAUCAGACUGCGGCAGUUGGAAAGGAGUUUAAAGUUGAGGGUCAAAACAGGAUGCGACACUUGCCGAAAGCGACGCAUAAAAUGCGAUGAAGCAAAACCAUCAUGUUACAGGUGCACAAGAGCCAAUCGAACAUGUGGUGGUUACAGAGACACCUCGCCACAAGAUUCCACGUCUCCAGCCACCGCAGCCGCGUACCGCAAUUCUUCUUUCCUCGCUAUUCCUCAGCGCCAACAACAACAACAGCAAUCGCGCCGCCAGUCGACUAUCUCCAGAAGCCCCUCAACAAGUCUCAGCCCAGAACCUCUCGAGAAUCGCUCAUUCCACUACUUCCAAACCUACACCCUACCACGCUGGACCGAGUUCUUUGACUCUCGCCUAUGGUGUCAGACAGUGCUUCAGUUGACCCAUGAGGAACCUGCUGUGAAACAUGGAAUCCUGGCGCUGAGCUGUUUACAUGAGAGGCUUGAGAGUGGUGGAGCCACCGCCACCAGUUCGCCAACUGCUGAUGGUAGUAUACCCCGUGAUGCAGCGCUCGUACAGUACAUACGCGCAGUGCGGUAUUCAAACGAACUCCUUUCUUCGUUUCAAGAGGAUGGAAAUGGUCAUGGUCAUGGUAAGAAUGGGUUUGUCAUCGAGAAGACAUUGAUACUUUGUAUCAUUUUUACCUGUUUCGAGAAUCUAUCUGGAAACUAUAGGGCGGCUAAUAUGCAUCUCCGCAACGGCCUUCGUAUCCUUCACCAAUACUGUCUACCUUCCCCCUCUGGUUCAUCCGACUCAUCAACAACAAGUCAAACCUCCAUUCAAUAUGCGAUCGCCAAGGUCCUCCACCGCUUCGACUUUCAAACCAUGAUUUUUUCCGAUGACACGUCCCCAUAUGAAUGGUGGUUGGAUACCGCACCAGAGAUUCCGGCCAUCUCGUCACCGGAAGACGGUUACCAGAACAAUGAGGCGGCAAGAGACGAUCUAGUUGAGUUGAGUCGGUGUUUGCUAUGGACUUCGGGGAAUCUAGAUAAGGAACCAAGGGUCACGGGGAACAAGGAAUUUAGGAAGAUGUAUGAAGGGGCGAUAAGAGCAUUGGUGGUGUGGCAGCAUAAAUUUGGGCUUUUUGACAGGAAGAGCAGGAAAGGCACCGAAAGAGAUACAGGAGGGAAAAAGGAGGGCGAAGAGAAAGCGACGGAUGGCGGGACUUUACUCCGGAUCUACGCUAUCAUGAUGCGGGCGAUCGUUGCAGCAGGAGCAGGUCUCACGAGUGAGAUGGUGUGGGAUGCCUACAUCGGGGACUUCAGGGAGGCUGUUGAGCUCGCGGAGACGUUGCCUAUGCUUCAGCCUCAACCUCAACCACCUGCAUUGCCAUCGCCGCCAGCAUCACCGCCCUUACCCCACCUGACGAUAACCUUCCAUUCCGACACCGCCUACCCAGUCUCCAACCAUACUUCCUACCCCCACUCCUUCACAUCCCGUCUUGCACCUCAGAUAAUCUCUCCAUCCUUCGAACUCUCCCCCAUGGUGCCCCUCUUUCUCAUCGCAACUCGCUGCCGCGAUCCGCUCGUCCGUCGGCGCGCCUUAGCUCUCCUGCUCAACUACCGGCGGCGCGAGGGUGUUUGGGAUUCACUGGCUGCGGGCAUGAUUGCUGCCCAGGUGGUGAAACAAGAAGAAGGAAUACUAGAUGCGGAGUUGAGCGAGGGAAAUUGGCUGAGUAUGGGAAGGGUGGAGAAAGCGGACGACAUAACAGAGGAAAGGAGGUUAGGAAAUCUUCUUGUGAGAGCAGAGAUGAAGGAUGGCGGUGCUGGGACUAUUCAAAUGAGGAAUGAUAUGGGCAAUAAAGAGAAGUUGAAGGCUGAGAGGAUAUAUUUAGGUAGAGGGGAAGCUAUAUAUGGAGGGGAUAUUUUGUGUCAGUAA
Molecule: messenger RNA, 1911 nt
Organism: Alternaria burnsii
Lineage: Eukaryota; Fungi; Ascomycota; Dothideomycetes; Pleosporales; Pleosporaceae
Exons: 4
Coding region: 1-1911 (636 amino acids)
Biological process (GO): regulation of DNA-templated transcription
Molecular function (GO): zinc ion binding; DNA-binding transcription factor activity, RNA polymerase II-specific
Source: RefSeq, a predicted model, not a curated record